Ctenocephalides felis (cat flea) is the source of this 2856-nucleotide messenger RNA. RefSeq names its product protein Skeletor, isoforms B/C (gene Skeletor). NCBI's taxonomy places the organism in Eukaryota, Metazoa, Arthropoda, Insecta, Siphonaptera, Pulicidae. The record is from RefSeq and is a predicted model, not a curated record. The transcript has 5 exons. Bases 199 to 1722 code for a protein of 507 amino acids.
CGUCUUCUCUAAAGGAUCUCUCGCUGGAUUCUUGUUUGUACUUUGUUAUUGUUGUUGUUCCGUAAUAAUACACGGGGCAAUAGUGCUUACCCCGGAGUUCAAGCGUGAAGGACCUCUUCAACCUGAGCGCGGUAGGUGCGACAUCUGAACUAGGAUCUACUGAGAAGACACCGAAGGAAGAACAGUGCACGUUUGAUCAUGGCGCCUAGUUCUGCGCUCGGUUGUUUUGUGAUAUGUUUAGUUUACGUGGCAAGUGUUAGAGCAAAUUAUGUUGGCCGUAGCCUUGGCCCCCUGUCUCAGUUUCAUCAUGGCGUAAGAGGCGAAGUGUUUGCCGUGGAUUCCAGAACCAUAUUCAUCAAGGGCUUUAACUACGACGGAGAAGGACCCGCCGCUUACUUCUACGCCGGCACUUCGAAGGCGCCCGGAUCGAACGGCUUCCGUUUGCGGGAUGAGCGCGGUAGUACCGGCGUGUUGCGUCGUUACCGCGACAAAGACAUCACGCUUUCGCUACCAGAGGGACAGACGCUUAACUCCAUACGCUGGUUUUCUGUUUGGUGCGAUGAAUUUGCCGUCAAUUUUGGCGAUGUUCGCAUACCAAAAGGAUUUGAAUUCCCGAAGCCACAGAAGAUCUCUGGACUAUCCGGAGUCCAUGGAGUUUCCUCUGACAACAUUGUUAUUGUGGACGCUCAGACUCUACUUGUACCUAACUUUAGCUACGAUGGUGAAGCACCCGAUGCAAAGUUUUGGGUAGGCCGUGGACCAAAACCGUCUCCAAAUGGCAUUCGCAUUCCUGACGAAAAUGGCAAAGAAGUCCCAUUGCGGAAAUACGAUCGCAAAACGAUCGUUUUAACUUUACCUGGAGAAUUAACAGUUUUCGACAUUGGGCAUUUCGGUGUGUGGUGUGAAGCCUUUACCGUGGACUUCGGACACGUACAGAUUCCUUCUCAAAUGAAUGUUCCUCCGUCACUUAAAAUGCUGGGUGUCAGUCCUCAAAAAAGUCUGCAUCAUUUUUCGCCAUCAAACUUCGAAAACGCCAACGACCACCAUCGUCACCAUAAUUCGCGCGCACAGCCACAAAUCGACUAUCAAUCGCAUUCGCAAACACAGUUCAACAAUAAUAAUGCAUUUGACGCCAACGUAAAACCGACCACAUUUCGUCCGCCAAUUCACAAUCAGUUCAGUCGCAUCGCGCAAUCAGUUCAGCCGAUCCAAUCACAAAUAUCGCAACACAAUCAAUUCGAUCGAAACAAUCGCGCAUUGGAUAUAGGACGGACCAAUGUUCAGAUAUUGCAGUCGGUCGAAUCGACCUUAGACCGCAGGCUGGAUAACAACCCACAACAAUAUUUUAACUAUCAAUCGCAGCAGCGAGAUCAGCACCUUGUUCAACAACCUCACUCUUUUUUCCCACAACCAUUCAAUCAGCAGCAGCAGUAUCAACCUUUCCAGCAGCAGCGUCAGUACCAAACACAGCAGCAAUUCUUUCAGCACAAUAAUAAUCCAAAUUAUCAACUGCAACAGCAGCAGCAGCAGCCGCAGCCGCAACAAGGCGUGCAGCAUUUCCAACAGCACCAUCACAUUUUCCAACAACCAUUCCAUGCACAAUAUAAUCAACAACAUCUCAAUAAUCAACUCGCACAAAACAUUCAAUACCAACAGCAGUACAAUCAACAACAACAAACAGGAAACAACUACAACGAUUAUAGAUUUAACCUAGGGCGUUAAUGCUCUGACGAAUCAUCUACAGAUCGUGUCAUUGCCAGUUUUUGUAUCUCGACAAAUUAACUAUUUAUUGUAGCAUUCUAAUAAUUUAAAAAUUUAGUUUGUAAAUAACAUAAUUCAUAAAAAUCACUGCUUUGCAUUUAAUAGUUGAGUGGGUGGGAAAGUAAUUAUUGAAUUACUAUAAAACAAUUGUGAUCUUACAAUUAGUGCACAUGUAUAUGUAUAGAAACGUAACUAAAAGUAGACAUGAUUGAUUGCAGUAUUAACGAAGGUUGUUUAAGAGAAGCCAUUAGUAAUUACAAAUAAUUUGUGAUAGAAAUUGAAAAUCUUGCAGUAUUUUAUUUAUUAUCAUGAAUAUUAUUGAUUUAAUUUUAUCUUUGUCUUGGAAUAAAUAUAUUGUCUGUAUACGCAAUAGUGCUGUGUGCAUCUUCAGGAAGAAGACUCCGCCGAGUCACAGAGAAAGUAUUACAUCAGACAUAUCCGCGUAGGGUAAUAAUUAUACCACCGUACAGCACAGCUGCGUACAUAUUAGUAUGUUUUCCGAGUAUUUAUGGAUAUGCGCAUUCAUAUGGCCAGGAAAGAUCAAGCAAAUAAUUAGUUUUAUAUAAGAUAUAAAUGCCAAGCUAAGACGCUUGGGCAUAAUUUUCUUCCAUAGUUUUGGUGACCGGUAAAAUGCUUGCGUAAAUUUUCGAUUGAUAACAGCUAGUGAGCUGACGAGUUAUUGUCUUGAUUUAAAAAUUUACGUUGGCGUCAAUUAUGUCACAGAAACAUGGUCGGAGGAUUAUUGAAUGGUGUUUUAUAAUAAUCUCACAAUAAUCGUGUGUUUAUAAUUAGCAUGCGGAAUGGUUUUUAAUAACAUGAAGUGAUUGCCUAAAGAAAAAUAAAAACAAAUGCACAGAAAAUUCAAAGAAAUGUGUUGUCUCCUUUUUGCAGAAAACUUAAUGAUAGCUUCUUGAUAGUUAUUGUACUCACGAUCAGUCACACACGAAUUGCUCAACAUGGACUCAACAUUAAUAGUGCUUCAAAUUCGAAGAUCUUCUCUUCCGCGUAAAAUUAGUGUGUCGAUUUACUGAAUGGAAUAAGCUAUUAUAUAAGCACAUAAACAGCCAUUACAUUACACAAUAUAUUUUGAAUCAU